AUGAGGGUGCUUCUUCUCCUAUCACUGAUAGGAGCUUUUCAACUGAGCUGUUGUGGACCGCCUGGAACAAGUGGCUCACUGGAGGAUCCACAGAUCAAGGAAGUCGUCGAAAAGGAGGCUAAGGAAGUACCUGUCCACCUUCGGCUACAUGUCCAAGCCAAAGGCUCCGGUAAGGCAGUGGUGAUAAGCCAGCUGAGCCCACCAAAUAUGAUCUGCAAGUGGCUCUCAGAUUCUGAGUCAUCGCCUGUAAUGAGGAAGACUACACAGCCCUGCAGUUCAUGCACAACCCUUCGGUUUAGGCGGUUUCAGGAAGCUUUUCUGCUCUAUCCGUCUGGUGUGGUCGACGUACCGACUCUGGCGAAAAUGUCCGAAUACAGAUGCGCCAACAGGGACAUGUACAAUGGCGCGGAACUUAGAAGUAGGGAAGCCUGCGAUGAAGCGUUCGAGAAAUGGCGAAAAGCAACUGGAAUGGAUUUCCUCGAGACAAAAAAUGCUUCAAAAGCCGAUAUUGUCAUUUCGUUCAGCAACCUCGGGGACGACUUCGACAAUGGCGAGUUGUUUAUUGCUGCUGGAGCUACACGACCGAUAAACAGCCAGAUUAUCCUUGAAAAGACGCACCUUUGGGGUUAUCGCAAACAUGAGCCGAGGCAUUUCACUUUUCCACACUUCUGCUCCAUGAAAUUCGGACACAGCCUUGGAUUGCCGCACAAUUUCUAUAGAGGAUCGAUAAUGUAUCCAAUGCUGAAGCCAAGAGUACUUAUGGCACAUUGGACGAGUGCCCAAUGUCGACAGAAGUAUGCUGAACAACUCUCGGCCGCCCUCAAGUGGAUAAGGAAAAGCCGAAAAGUGGUGGAGGCGAUCUACGGAAAUGCCCGAAACAGAUCGAUUCGUGACGCCAUCGGAAUGGGUGGUCUUCCAAGGCGACAAAGGUCUACCGCGUACGUGACAGAAAUUCAUCGACAACGGAAGGAAAAUUCAAUCUGUGAGUUCUAUAGG
Ostertagia ostertagi is the source of this 996-nucleotide messenger RNA. The record is from the annotation of a GenBank genome assembly. Lineage: Eukaryota; Metazoa; Nematoda; Chromadorea; Rhabditida; Trichostrongylidae.